GGACGCGGCGCGGGGCGGAGCGGCCCAUCCUGCCGCCGUGCCCGGGGAGGGUCCCCCCGGCCCGCAGCCGCGCCGCCGGGGGAACGCGAAGCCCCUCGCUGCCCCCCACCCCGGGACAGCGCGGGGGUGCGCGGUGCCGCGCGAGUCCCGGCCCCUCGGGGGGACGGGGCGGAGCGCCAGCGCCCCGCGGGACUCGGGCGGCGGGGCCGUCUCCCCCCUCCGCAGCGGGAGCGGAGUGCGGCGGCCCGGGGAAGGGGCGGGGAGGAUGACUUCAUGCCGCCGGAGCGCCGUGAAUUUAGGAGCAGCUGCCGCCGCCGCCGCCGCCGGGAUGUGGGGCUGAAGUGACAGCGGGAGCCGAGGGAGGGGCAGCGCCGGGCACCCCGCUCCGCUGAGCGCAGGGGCUGCGGGCCGCCACGGGCAGCCGUCUGCGGGGGGGGAGAGAGGAAGAUGCGCUGAGCCGGUCGCUGGGAAGCACGAGGUUUGGGACAAACAACAGAGCAGCAAAAUUCAAAUGCCUUUGUAUGCUAAGCGGAAGAAUUAGUGAGUUGCUCUUCCAUCAUAUCACCUGUAGAAGUGGAAAAGCAAAAGUACAUGCAGCAUUGUAACUUGGCCGUUGGCACUGUACACUGUUUGUGCCUCAUGUCAAGGAAGGAGGAGAUCUGGACUCCAGACUGUCCUCAACCUUGAGAAACCUGAACCCAUGUCCAAGCAGAGGACAGAACCACCAGUAUAAAAGUUCACCUCUGAUUUUACUGGAGUCUGUGAUGAAAACAAACACGGAAUAUUAUCUGCUAUGCAAAUAUCUACUAUUUGUUUGAAAACACUGGUGCUGUUUCUGUUGGAUCAUGAGGCUGUAGACAGACUACCCUUUUGGACGAUAUUUCCCCAUCUGAAAUCUGAUUCUUCAUGACCAUAUUGUGGUUUUGUAAUUCCAUCAUAUUCCCCCAACCAAGCACAUGCAUAGGUACUGCUAUGUGGAUAUUUGUUAGCAAUGACUGAUGUGGAAUCUACAUAUGCAGACUUUAUUGCUUCAGGAAGAACAGGUAGAAGAAAUGCGUUACAUGACAUACUUGUGUCAUCUCCUGGUGGGAAUUCUAGUGAACUAGCCUUAAAGUUAUCAGAGCUUGAUAUAAACAAAGCAGAAGGAGAAGGAGAUGCACAACGAAAUCAAAGUGAGCAAACUGGGGAGGCCCAAGGGGAGGCAGCAAAGCAAGAAAGCUGACAUCCGACUUUGACCGACUGGACCAGCUGCUGGAUGUUUUCAGACUACAAGAGCAUGCUGGAACAGAUUUGUUUCCAUGAGCAAGCCGGUGGAAAAGAAAGUGCAUGUGUCUUCACUGCUGGAACCCACUCAACACAAUGCUAAAAAUGGGGGUGCAAGCUGUGGCAGAAGACAGAAUUUUCUCUACCUCUGUCAUUAGCAAUGGUUGAACAUGUAUUGAUUUCUUGGGAUAGUGUCAUCAGAUGGAUCCCUUCAUAAUGACUACUUGAUGGGAACACUUCUAAAAAUUAGAACGUGUAAAUCUUGUAGCAAAUGGCCUUUGAAACGUCAGAGGAUCUAAUUGUGUAUCUUAAGCGAAGGUUUGUGUGAUCCUCAGAGUUUAAAAUUCUCUGGCCAGAGUGUUCACCCAUUAAAAGAACUGUAAAGAAAGCACUGUUUUUAGAACUUUGCGUCUGUUUUACAGCUCUGUUAUUUACAAUGGUUUUUGUAUUGUAUGACUUAGAUGCUCCACACUGCCCCUUCUCAACUGCUUAUGAAGAAUAUUUCUGUUACUGUGAAUUUUUCUACCACGCGUUUUGAAAGGGCUGGUUUUUUGCAUAAUGUGGUGUUGUGCACAUGAUAGAUUUAAAACGUCAACCGCUAAAUUGAUUAUGCCUAAACCUAAAUGACUCAGCAACACUCUAAUUUGUUACUAGAUGAGCCUUCAAAACGAUUUGUUAAUGUGAAUACUUCAGCGUGUUUUGUGUCCUUGGUACAGUUUUGCCACUUGCCUGUAGUUAGUUGCAUAUCAGAGACUCAAAUUGAAUCUGUUAUGUUAUUCUUCCCCAUUUUUCUAAUUUUACUCCCAAUUUCUUAAUCUUUCUCUGAGAUAUUUUUUUAAAAUGUUAGUCCAAGUAUUUUAUUGUCAUGGUAGUUUUAAGAAUACAUUUAUAACCUCGUAUGGGCUAAAAUUCAAACAAUUUCCGUGGUGCUAGAGAUUUUCCUGGUUCACGUUGUUAAAGGUAGGCCUUGUUUACACACAGGAGAAUAACUGGCAUAAGUUACUGCCAGGUACGUAUUCCGGAAUGAGUUUUAGCUUGCAGGAUAGUCCAACUAGUGGAUCAUGGGUUGGAUCCAGCCAGGGGGACUAUUUUUUCUAUUCCUUGCCUUUGCCUCAGUUGAUCAGGCUGUUGAGUUUGCAGAGCCAGUAGCCUGUUACUGAUGCACCAGGUAAAGCCAAGUGCUAGAAGCUGCUACAGCAGCCCUUUGGCUAGGAGGUGGAAAGGGUAGUGAGAGACUUGGCACCUAGCACCCAAAAGACUGGAUUUUUCCCCUUUCAUCUAUUCCAAGAUGACAGCCCAAACUGGACCUUCCUCGAAAUACCAAAAUAGCUUCUCCAUCCAGGGGAUUACUUAAAACAUCUACAAAUGAAUGACCUAUUCUGCAGUAGCUAUGUUGAUUGAUUCCCUUCCCCCCAUCCUGCCCCAGUAGACAUGAGGCCACCACACCGCUGAGUGACUAAGGUGAGUAAUGAGAGUGACUGGCUAGUAAACCAUGGCAAUCACGUAAGCACCAAUCACAAAGUUAGAAGAUUUGUUUUCUUUUAUUAACAGAAGGCGAUGACACGUUCUUUAUAUAUAGUAUAUAUAUUAUAUAUAUUUUUGUGUUGUUGUUGGUUUCAAAUGUUAUGCACUUUUUAAUGUUUGUAAACUUUUACUAAUGAAUAGUGUGAUUGCUUCCUGAAUAUAUUAGUCAUCAGUUAACAAAACAUCUUUGUGGCCACAGCUGUUUGUUUCUACCAUAUGUAUCAUAGUACUUGUCACCUGAAAUUCUUUUGUGAGAUGUGUGGAGAAAAAAAACAUUUCUGAUCAGUAUUAUGAGCUCAUUUAUUAGUGUUAAUAAAAACCAAGCCAGCAGUA
Tyto alba (common barn owl) is the source of this 3120-nucleotide messenger RNA. RefSeq names its product cAMP-dependent protein kinase inhibitor alpha (gene PKIA). Gene Ontology annotation, molecular function: cAMP-dependent protein kinase inhibitor activity. Gene Ontology annotation, biological process: negative regulation of cAMP-dependent protein kinase activity. The coding region runs from base 992 to 1222 and encodes 76 amino acids. Gene Ontology annotation, cellular component: cytoplasm; nucleus. The record is from RefSeq and is a predicted model, not a curated record. The transcript is spliced from 7 exons. NCBI's taxonomy places the organism in Eukaryota, Metazoa, Chordata, Aves, Strigiformes, Tytonidae.